Triticum dicoccoides is the source of this 549-nucleotide messenger RNA. Its product is annotated as epimerase family protein SDR39U1 homolog, chloroplastic-like. NCBI's taxonomy places the organism in Eukaryota, Viridiplantae, Streptophyta, Magnoliopsida, Poales, Poaceae. The transcript is spliced from 3 exons. Bases 1 to 534 code for a protein of 177 amino acids. The record is from RefSeq and is a predicted model, not a curated record.
AUGCUUGAAUUUAGUCUGUUGUGGAUCACAAUCAAUACUAGCACUAGUGCCAGCAGCAAUGGCAAUGGCAAUGGCAAUGGCAAUGGUCCCUCUGUUUUCGUUAGUGCAACAGCCGUCGGCUACUACGGCACCAGCGAGACGGACAGCUUCGAUGAAUCCAGCCCAUCAGGCAAUGACUACCUGGCACAUGUAUGCCGAGAAUGGGAGGGCCGGGCACGGCAAGUGAAGCAGGAGCACGUCCGGCUGGUGCUCAUUCGGAUCGGAGUCGUCCUCGGCAAGGACGGCGGCGCUGUGGCCAAGAUGAUCCCCUUCUUCAUGAUGUUUGCCGGCGGGAUGCUCGGCACAGGAACACAAUGGUCUCUGCACUUUUUCUUCUUCUUCUUCUUCUUCUUCUUCUUCUUCUUCUUUGCUAUAUAUAUGUCACAACAAUGUGAUGUGAAUGUGAUGUACAUAUAUAUAGGUUCUGUUGGAUUCAUUUGGACGACCUGGUGGAUCUCAUCUAGAAGAAGACUGCCAUGGUCUGAUUCACACUAGCAUGUUCGUCACCAG